AAUAACCCAAUUUUCCUAUCAACCUUGUCUGUGACUCCCUCUCCCCACCAAAAUGGCGGAUGCUGUAGUUUCCUUUGUCCUAGAGCAGUUAAAGACAACCAUCGUGGACAAGGCCUCUGAAGAGGUGGGGCUGCUAGUUGGUGUUCAGAAAGAAGUGGAAAAGCUUGAAAGAAAUCUUCGUCUCAUCAAUACUGUUCUCCGAGAUGCUGAGGAGAAGAAAAGAACGGACGAUCUUAAAAAUUGCAAAUCCUUUAUAACUUUCACUAGAGAGGGUGCACUGACUUAUGAGGCCUUGGGCAGCUUGUUUAAUCAUUGCAGACGCUUAAGGGUAUUGAGUUUUGCUUGGCCUGAUGGAACUGAUCAUUUAUGCAAAGAAAUUCCUGAAGGAAUAGGGAAAUUGAUACACUUGAGAUUCUUGCACUUGGCUUCUAGUCAAAAAUUAGAAAGGCUGCCUGAAGCACUCUGCAACCUACUUAAUUUGGAGUCUUUGGAUUUGUGGAACUGUGGAAAUCUCAAGCAGUUGCCAGAUUCAAUAGGAAAAUUAAUCAACUUGAGGUUUCUUUAUACUGCUGGUUGCUCUGCUCUCACUCAAUAUCCAAAAGGCGUACAAAAAUUGACUUCUCUUAGUCAUUUAAGUGGGCUCAUUGCCAGAGCUGAUUGUGAUGAUGCUAAAGAAUUUUGCCUUGCCGAUCUUGGAAACUUGAAGCACCUCCGUAUACUGGCUUUGAAAGUGGUGGGGAAUUCAAUCGAUAUGGAGGAGGCUAGAAAAGCUCAACUUCAGGACACCCAGAGUUUGUAUAUAUUUUUAGCUGGCAGUAUUCAGAGAGCAGACAUAAUUGAAGCCUUAGACCCACAUCGAAACAUACCAUAUUUAAGGUUCUACGGCGACUACUGGUUUGAAUUGCCCCUAGGGUCCCCAUGAAUACAAAAGGUAAUCCAUUUAUCCCAUAUAAAUGCUCUUUUUCAGUUUUCCCAAUGAGAAAUCAUCCUAUGUAUGUGCUCUUCAAAUUGAAAUUUUUCUUCGAACAUUGCUGAUUUCUAAUUAAGCUUCCUCAUACUAACCAAAUAUGGACUUUGCUUUGCAAUUGACUGCUUCUCUGUGGGAUGCAGCUUACUUUCCCAAGGUAAUGUUUUAUACCAUAUAGAGCAGUAAUGCUUUCAUUUUUCUAGUUUAAAAAGUAUUGUGUUGUUUAAAAUAUAUAAUUUAAACUAUU
Molecule: messenger RNA, 1214 nt
Organism: Rubroshorea leprosula
Lineage: Eukaryota; Viridiplantae; Streptophyta; Magnoliopsida; Malvales; Dipterocarpaceae
Source: the annotation of a GenBank genome assembly